AAGUCCAUGUCAUAAGAGCCAUGAGGGUAAGACCGAAAGUAAUUUGAACGUGAUCCAACUCUGCAUUAGUAGGCUACCUCAGGUUUAGGCAAUAACACCUCAAAUGGCGAAUCGAAAAGAUGAUAUUAUAAAGUUUUGCUGUGAAAUCUCCGCCGAUAAGAAGAUACAAGCCGCAUUUAAAGGCUCGGCGAAAGGAGCAGCAGUUGCCGGUGGAGGUGCUUUUGUCGGAGGACUGAUUGGAGGUCCAGCUGGCAUUGCACUCGGUGCUGCAGUGGGAGGUGCGCUGGGAGCAUGGAUGACCAGUGGCCAGUUCAGACCUCUUCCUGAAAUCCUCAUGGAACUGACUCCUUCACAGCAGGACAAACUGUACUCCGAUGUCAUGGCCAUAGUGGGUUCACUCAAAUGGACUGACGUUCCUCAGCUGAUGGCUCAGGUUCAUGGGAAUUCUUCUCUACAAGAGCAAGUGCUGGGUGCUAUACUCAGUUAUACUAAAAACCAGCUUAAAGCUGAGGUCAAGUUUGAGGAUUGACCACUAGAGUUAAUGUUACAGGUCAGCUUUCUAAGACAUUUAGGACAUUUAUUCAUUUGGCAACUUAAAGUAAUGAUAAAAGAAACACUUCAGAAAACUGGCAGUAAAGUAAUUAUAAACAAAUAUUGAUUUAAAAAUGCUCUAUUUAGCUAUGUAUCAUCGUGCAUCUGUUGCAUGUGUUUAUUGGUUAUUUUAAGAAGUUCUGACAUGACAUCCAAACAGAAGUGAACCAUUUUAAAAUGUAUUUUUUAUUCUUGUUAUAAGAGCUUAUUUUUGCUUUGUUGAAGUGCAUGUGUCUAUGUCUGAGACUUCAUGUCUGAGCAUGCAUGUGCAAGUCAGCUCCCAGACACUGGACUUCAGCAUCAGUACUCCAGUCUUCUAUGCCACGUGAUAUUUCAGAACUCAUUUAAUUUACAGGUUUGCUGCUGAUCAAUUAAUAGAUCAGAUUUUCAUUUAGUUUCCCCCAAGAUUCAAUAAUGUAAAGAAAGAUUAAACUGAACACUAUUUCUUUGAAACAGAAAUGUUUACUCUCACUUCUAAUCAGGUUAAUGCAUCCCCACUGAAUAAAAAUACUGCAUUUUUAA
Danio rerio (zebrafish) is the source of this 1113-nucleotide messenger RNA. Its product is annotated as zgc:101715. Lineage: Eukaryota; Metazoa; Chordata; Actinopteri; Cypriniformes; Danionidae. The record is from RefSeq and is marked validated.